Molecule: messenger RNA, 1718 nt
Organism: Aureobasidium subglaciale EXF-2481
Lineage: Eukaryota; Fungi; Ascomycota; Dothideomycetes; Dothideales; Saccotheciaceae
Exons: 1
Coding region: 54-1673 (539 amino acids)
Biological process (GO): secondary metabolite biosynthetic process; amino acid activation for nonribosomal peptide biosynthetic process
Cellular component (GO): cytoplasm
Molecular function (GO): phosphopantetheine binding
Source: RefSeq, a predicted model, not a curated record
CAAGAUAUGAUGUCUGACACGACACGCAGCCUUUUCUGGUUCAAUACCAUGCUAUGGAGAUGAGUUUAUCUAUGGAAUACGAUGCAUUCUUGAUGGAUGAAGAGUACGCAGACGCUGCGUUCAAGUUGCUCGUAAACCACAUCUCGAGAACUGAAGUGUUUGACAAGCAGGAAACACGACUAUCACUACUUAAUUAUCCGCCAUCGCAGCAACCUUUGCCGCUCUCUCACUUACACGGCGACGAAACUUUGGCGUCUUUACUGCACUCGGGGUUUCUGAGGACUUCAGAGCGCCAUCCUGGUCGUCAUGCCCUGGACUAUCGCUCGGAGACUGCACAAUUCACACUGACGUACCGUCAGUUGGACGAUAUCACGACAUCUUUAGCUCACAAGCUUCGCAGCAGUAUACCCCGGCCAUCUCAUCCAGCUCAGACUAUCGUGCCAGCAUACAUGGAAGCUUCAGCUGCGUUCUACAUCUCGUGGCUGGCGGUCCUUAAAGCAGGCUUCGCAUUCUGUCCUUUACCUGUCAGUGCAACAGCUCUUGAGCUUCAACACAUUAUUGAGGACGCAUGUGCUGUAGUUGUUCUGACAGAUGGUCCUAUGCUCUCUGGACGGCCCUGGGAUGCCUGGUAUUGUGAUGAUGACGAGCUGUCUGCAUGUUUUGAUAUCAACGAAUUCAUAACCAACUGGAUGCAAAUCUCGCCAAUACCUGAGCGUCGACCGCUUCCUAGCAUCGCAGAGACAGAUCUCGCAUACGUCAUGUAUAGCAGCAGCUCGACGGGUGUGCCUAUAGGCGUCAAGAUGUCUCAUCUAGCUGCUUCAUGCGCGAUAGCAUCACACUGCAAGCAUAUUCCUUCACAUAUGUGUAACCGCGGCUUCCGAUGGCUACAGUCUGCUCCUCUGACUUCCGAUGUCUCAACACUAGAGAUCUCCACUACAUGGUGGACAGGAGGAACUCUUUGCAGUGUUUCCAAGGGUCUGUUGUUUUCUGACAUGACGACUGCGAUCAACAGAGUCUCUGCCACAAUCACGACAGUGACGGCUAAUGUGGCAUCAACGAUCGAUUCUGCAAACACACCUUCAUUGAGACAGUUGUGGUGUACAGGGAAGCCAUUCUCGUCAUCUCUUCUUGAACGCUUGGCUAUAAAAUCACACACACCAUACAGAUCUCUCGCUCUUCUCCACCUUUAUACCCCCCUCGGUUGCUCGAUGUCUACUGCCGUUCUCUCUGUGGAUCCCGCUGUCAGAAGCACCAUCAUCGGCUCUCCACACCCAACAACAAGUCUCCUCCUCAUAGAUCCUCUCACAAAAUCUCCAGUCCCGAUAGGUGCAGUUGGUGACCUCUACAUCAGCGGCCCUCAACUGUCCUCUGGCUUCCUAAACCGCCCGGAUCUAGAUGCUACACAUUUCUGUACCAGCAGUACUUACGGCCGGUUAUACAAGACUUAUGAGCGAGGAAGACUGGUGAAGGAUCAGAAUGGAGAGUUUGUGGUUGAGGUGUUGCGAGGAGAGCAAGGUAUAGAGGGAGAGGUAAAAGAAGAGGAGAGUGCGGAUGAGGGUAGUGUGACUAGUAUGGUUGAUUCAUUCACUGAAGCUGGUGUGGUUGCAGAGGACAAAGAGAUGGAUGUCACAGAAGCCAACGUGUUGAGCUUGAUAGGUAGAUUACAGACUUGAGGAUAUCUCUAUAGCCAAAGAGAAAUGGAUAUAGAGAGAAUCGUC